Messenger RNA from Trichobilharzia regenti, 1456 nucleotides. The record is from the annotation of a GenBank genome assembly. Lineage: Eukaryota; Metazoa; Platyhelminthes; Trematoda; Strigeidida; Schistosomatidae.
AUUUAUUUAAAGCACAGAAAUGUUGCCUAACCUUGACAAUUGCGUACGAUUUUAACCACAUUUCAAUGUGUGCACCUUGUAGUUCGAAUGGUUGUUUGUAUAACUUAGCCGGACCAUGCAUAUAUGAUCCCACGUUUUCAAAGUUAUCUCAAUGCAACAUAUCUCUAACUCAUGCUCUUAGACUGGCAUUUAUUAAGGUAGAAAAUGAAUAUCCCGGUUUUAGCGAACAGUUCAUAUUGCGCUUAUUAGAGCGUCUUGGCGUCGAUAUUUCAGUUGAUAUGCCGGAAACAUAUUUGAAGAUUGCUAGCUUACCCACUCACUAUCUUGAAAAGCAGAAUGCAGCUUUUGGCGAAAUAGAAGCUUCGGCAAAUCUUUUAAGGUUACAUUUGAGUAAGAUACCGGAUGAAAUUUGUAGUAGUGAUUGUUUUACCUCCCUAAUAAGAGAGAUUGCAAAGACUACAGAACACUUUUUGGAAUCCUUGUCUUCUCAGUGUAACCACCGCUCAAGACUUAAAACAUUGAUUCACUUGAAGUUUGUGUUCAUUCAGUCGUGUAAGGAGUUUACCAAGACACUAAAAACAUUUUCUCAUGACCAGAAUGAAAUUCCAGUUCUUAUUCAAGCCAAUCAUCUAAUGCUAUGCACAAACACUAUUCUUGACGCUAUAUACUCUUGUGAUAAAUGACGGUGUGUUGACCAACCCGAUUUUGGAUUCACUGGCAAUCCCCGUAUUUCAGCACUACUGAUUGGUUUCCGCAUAUCUCUGCUUCACUGCUCGACGAUGACUAUCAAAUUAAAGAAAACGGGUUGGUCAAAAAUUCAUUCUGUGCACGGACAAAAAAUGCAUUUCGUGUAUUUCUACGCCCAUCAAAAAUUACUAUUCAACUUGCAUUGAUUACUAUUGCUAUUCUUUACUAUUUAUCCUAUGUAGUUACUGUUAAUGAUACUAAAUCGUUGUAUGAUUAUCUUCCGAGCUUAUUUUCUUCUAAUGAUGAAAAGUGGAGUCUUAACUUACAAUACGUGUACAGACUCCUUCAGCCUAUUUCUGCGCACAUACAGAGUGCAUUUACAAAGUGAGAUAUUUAACUAUAUGAAUUAAUUAUCUUUAGAUUUUCGUUUUCCAUGUUUUGCUCAAUUUUCGUUUAUUUUAUUUUGUUGUUUUGUUUUUAUUUUUGAUGCCAUUUGAAAUCACAAUCAUCAUUUGAUUAUUUCAUUUGUUUAAAUAAUUAAUGCCUUACUAUACUCUUGACUACUAUCAGUUUGUGUAGAUUAACAUUUUGUUCCAAUGAGCAGAUGUUUAAUCGAUUAUUUUUUUUCAUAUUGAGGCGCCUUAAUUUUAAGGUGAUUUUUGGUGUAAUUCUUACUUCUAUUGGUAUUAGAUUUACCCCCCCCCCCGCCGGGGCCUCCAAAAAUAUAGAAGUGUCCGGUUUUUUAAGCGUUUUCAGACUUCAAUAUAGC